Empidonax traillii (willow flycatcher) is the source of this 660-nucleotide messenger RNA. It is a transcript of the gene RPP14, whose product is annotated as ribonuclease P/MRP subunit p14. Gene Ontology annotation, biological process: tRNA 5'-leader removal. The transcript is spliced from 5 exons. NCBI's taxonomy places the organism in Eukaryota, Metazoa, Chordata, Aves, Passeriformes, Tyrannidae. The record is from RefSeq and is a predicted model, not a curated record. Bases 1 to 387 code for a protein of 128 amino acids. Gene Ontology annotation, cellular component: ribonuclease P complex.
AUGGCGGCGCGCGCGGAGCCGCCGCCGGCAGAGUUCGAGCGGCGCGUGCUGCGGAGCGCGGCCCCGCACCACUAUCUGCGCGUGCGCCUGGAGCUGCCCGACGGCGGGGCCCGGCCGAACGCCGCGCAGUUCAAGCAGCUAGUGGUGUCGGCGCUGAGGGAGCUGCACGGAGAGGUUGGAGCAGCUUUGCCUGUUGAUGUUUUAACAUAUGAGGAAAAAACUCUAUCUGCCAUAUUAAGAGUUAUUAGCAGUGGCCUUGUCAAGCUGUGGAGUGCUCUAACCUUGCUGGGCUUCUACCAGAACAGGAGGUGUGCCUUCCGGGUGCUGCAGACAUCUCCGUUUCUUCUCGCAUUAUCUGGCAACAGUAGAGAACUAGUCCUGGACUGAACGUGGUUGUUGGUUUGGUAGUAUGAAGCAGAAGUUUCUGGAGAUGUUGCAGCCCUUCGGGCGUGGAAUUUCUGGAGGAAUGUUCCGACAAAGAGCCUUGACAAAGCUAACGUUUAUCAACUCACUGCUUGGACAUCCAGCACUUCAAAGUUUACACAUAAAAGUUGGAGACAAAGCUGAACUUACCAAAGCUUUUACACAGAAUGAUGUUGUUACUUUUUCCUGCUUAACGGGUGACACAAAUCCUUUGCAUUUAAAUGAAGAGUUUGCAAA